GCAAUCGCUAAGAACUUCCUUUAGCUUUAGAGCACGAGGGCUUUGCUUUGAGUUUAGUAUCAAGAAGCGAAGAUCAAAAGUCGCAUGCAAUUCCGUUUGAUUGGCGUGAAGCAACCAUGGAAAUCUCCCUCAACGUCAUUAUAUGGUUGAUGAUUUUGCUAAACACAAACCUCCCUAUUUCUGGGUGCCGUUUUGGUUGUGAUUCUGGCCAGGCGUGUUGUGGCUAUCGAUGCGUCGAUGCUUCUGACUGUAGUGGACAAUCCUGCGUUAGGGCUUCUGAUUGCUCCAUAGGCCAAAGCUGUUGCAACGAAAAGUGUUUGAAUAUUGGCUCGUUUUGUGCUGAACAGUCAUGCUUAUCUGACCUAGAUUGCCCAGCUGGACACGCUUGCUGUAGAGAAAAGUGUGUACGCGGUUCGGACUGCAAAGGUCUGUUUUGCAACAGAUAUAGUGAUUGCUCAAAAGGCCAGCUUUGUUGCAACAAGAAGUGUUCAACCGUUUCCUACUGUGAUGAGAAGUUCCAGUCUUGUAUAAUUAACGACGACUGCUUUGCAGAACAAGUUUGCUGCCAUGAUAAAUGUGUGAACGGUUCUGAUUGCAGAGCACAGUCUUGUGAAUAUGAUUCUGAUUGCUCUUCAGAACAGUCUUGCUGCAACCAUAAGUGUGUGGAUGAUUCUGAUUGCAGAGGAAAGUCUUGUCAUACUAAAUUUGAUUGUUCCACAGGACAAGCUUGCUGUAAUGAUACGUGUAUCUAUGGUUCUAGCUGCAUAGGAAGGUCUUGUGAUACUGACUUAGACUGUUCUGAAGAAAAUUCAGAAGCUUGCUGCAAUAACAAGUGUGUACCAUUUUCGGACUAUGAAGGAUCAUAUUGCGACACUCACUUAGAUUGUGCUUUAAGACAAGCUUGCUGCAACCACAUGUGCGUCCAUGGUUCUGUGAAUGACUGCGCAGAACAGUUUUGUGCUGCUGACUACGAUUGCCCUAAAGGAAAAGAUUGCUGCAACCAUAAGGGCGUCGAUGGUUUCAAGUGCAAUACAACAACUUCAAAAAUGAUGACUUCUCUACUGAUUAUACUCCUUACAGCAUUUACAUGCAUUAUUUGUGUUGUCGCAGUAAUAUAUUUGUACAACAGAAAACGAAAGAGGCUGGCAAAGGCAGCGGACAGUGAAAGAGAUGAAACUCCUUUGGUCGACACCGACCAUACGGCAGAACAAUCGGUUUAAAGUGCAAAUGAACCCUUCAACAAUACUUUCAGUACUGAUUCUACAUGAAGUGAAUAGUUGAAUCGUAAAAUAUUUCUUGAUUUGAGUGAUGCGUCU
Molecule: messenger RNA, 1316 nt
Organism: Actinia tenebrosa (Australian red waratah sea anemone)
Lineage: Eukaryota; Metazoa; Cnidaria; Anthozoa; Actiniaria; Actiniidae
Source: RefSeq, a predicted model, not a curated record